Molecule: messenger RNA, 1024 nt
Organism: Trifolium pratense (red clover)
Lineage: Eukaryota; Viridiplantae; Streptophyta; Magnoliopsida; Fabales; Fabaceae
Exons: 2
Coding region: 236-997 (253 amino acids)
Source: RefSeq, a predicted model, not a curated record
AAUACAAUUUCCCAUACCCUACUCCUCAAAUAUUAUAAUCAUAGAUGCUUUCAUCACCAUCAUAUCAAGGACUAAAUUAAACCAUUCAUAAUCCCGGUCUCAAAAAUCCACCUUAACAAAUUCUCAUAAUAAUAAUAAUAAUAAUCAUGUUCAUAAAAUCUCUCAUUCCUCUCUUAGCUAGCUAGCACUAUAAUAUAUUGUUAAUCUCUCUCUAACCUUCUUUAAACAAAUUUCCAUGGCCAAAACCAAAACCUCAUCAAAAUCAAAAACAUCUAUUUUCCUAUGUUGUUUUGGAUCAAAUGAUGAUUCAACAAGUGUUAAAGAAUCUAAUUAUAUUUCAAAGGAAAAAAGAAGUAGUUGGUUUUCAUGGAGAAGGAUUCGAAUAAAAAUGAAGUCAACGUCCAAAACGGUGCCGCUUGAAGCUUCAUUUUCUCAAGUUAAAGCUUAUUCAAAGUCUCGGUCAAAGUUAUCAUCAACUCUUCAUAAAAAAUCUAAAACUCCACCAACCAAUCCUCCACCGUUACCUCAACCGUGUCCGCCGCACCCCGCCACACCGUAUUACUCACCCACCCAGACAAGGCAUGGUCCAAUAAGUACAAAUAACAACAUUACAGAAGAUCAAAUAAUUAGAACUACUCCAACACGACUAAAACGACAAGAACGGAGGCUAUCAUCGGCAAUGCAAAAUCAUACGACAAACAAAAACGCACGAAAACAUUCGUACGAUCCUAUAAUUGGAAUGUCCGUACUAGUUGUUACCUUAGUGAUAAUGAUAUUUUGGGGUCGAUUUUGUGCUAUUCUAUGUACUUCAGCUUGGUUGUAUUUUAUACCACGUUUUAGAAAUAGUGUUGUAGUUGUUGAUGUUGAUGAUCAUGAUGAUAUUGAUGCCAAAAUGAAGUCAAAGAAUGUUGUGGAUUUAGAUUCGGAGGAGUAUAAGAAAAAAGUGAUUAUGGAAGGACUUCUUGGAAGAAAUAAUCGAGGUAAUAAUAAUAAAUAACAUAUGAUCGAUGAUAUGUGAAUACUA